AUGAAAUCGCUACACGUAUGCUGCCUGAUGAGAGUCCUUAUUCUCAUCCCAGCUUUGCUGUCAGUAGUGGCAGCAGAUCGGAUCCUCGUAUUGUUGGAGAGUCUGUCCGCUCGGGAGAAGUAUUCUUUAUUCUUCAUGAGUUUGGAAGAGCGUGGUCACCAGCUUUUUUAUGCUGCGGCUGAUGAUCCAACAGUUUCGAUUCUACAAUAUGGCAUGAAAGCUUAUGAUCAUCUUAUUAUUUUCUCUCCCUCAGUAGAAGAAUUCGGAGGAUCUCUAAACGUCAAUGCGAUCAACAAGUUUUUGGAUGACGACGGAAAUAUCUUAGUAGCUGGCGGACCACACCUUGGUCAAGGUAUCCGUAAAUUGGCGCUGGAAAAUGGCUUCGAGUUUGAUGACACCAAAACUAUGGUCAUCGACCACGUUAACUAUGACACUCAUCUUGACGACGGGUAUCACACGACCAUUGUAGCUACCAAAGAGCAGCUGAUCGAUGCGCAACUCCUUACUGGUGGAUCUGAACUGAAGCCCAUUUUGUAUAAGGGUAUUGGUAUGGUUUCUCACAGCAAAAGCAAUAAACUUCGUCUUGAAGUGUUGCGUGGAACCUAUACGACAUAUUCUUUUGACCCCAAAUCUCCAGUCGAUGAGUACCCGGCAGCGAUAGGCCAACAAGUUGUUCUAGUCGGUGCUGUACAAGCUCGAAAUAAUGCUCGUGUGGUAUUCACAGGGUCGGUGGAUAUGUUUUCUGAUGAAUACUUGAGCGCAGACGUACAUCAUUUCGCUAAAGGAGCAACUGCAAGUCGGUGCGGAAAUUUGGAAUUGGUCGUUGCUCUGUCCAGAUGGGCUUUCGGCGAGAGCGGUAUCCUGCGAGUGGCAAAAGUCGAGCAUCGUCUAGUUGGAAGUAAGAAGAAAAAUCCAAGAGAAUACACUAUCAUGGAUGAAGUGGUGUAUGAAAUUGAAAUCGACGAGUAUCUUGACGGCGAGUGGCAACCAUUCGGUGCGAAGGAUGUCCAGCUCGAGUUUGUUCGGAUCGAUCCCUUUAUCAGAACCACGCUCAAAAAUGAGAAUGGCCGUUUCACUGCUCGCUUCAAGAUACCCGAUGUUUACGGAGUAUACAAGUUCCUUGUGGACUACAACAGAUUAGGUUAUACUCAUUUGCGCGAUGUGAAGCAGGUGUCGGUCCUUCCACUGAAGCACACUCAAUACGAACGGUUCAUCAGAUCGGCUUACCCAUACUACGCAUCAUCAUUGUCUAUGAUGGUUGGAGUUGUCCUGUUCUCGUUUGUUUUCCUCUACUACAAAGAGCCAACAAAAGUGGCUACCACUGCCGCAAAGAAAACAAACUAGACCGUGCCUUUUCUUGUUCUCUAUUUAUUGAUCUUCGAUAACCUCUUUUAUCGAGAUUUAGAUGUAAGUUUUUUUUUUCUUUUGAGAUAAUGUUGUCUGUUGUUUGUUUUGAUAAUGUGAUAAUGGUUAAUGAAUUUCCGGGUUACGUGCUAUGAACUACUGAAUCGGGC
Molecule: messenger RNA, 1514 nt
Organism: Cylicocyclus nassatus
Lineage: Eukaryota; Metazoa; Nematoda; Chromadorea; Rhabditida; Strongylidae
Source: the annotation of a GenBank genome assembly